GGAUUGCCCGAACAAGAACAAGCUGACGACGAACACGAGUGGCGAUAGCCACAACACCCACAACGGCUUCAUCCUGUCGGCCCUGGACGAGUACGUCUACUUGCUGGAGCGCGAGGGGAUCUGGGCCAUCCUGGACAUCGGAGCGACCAGGAGCUUAGGCGGCAUCGAGAGCGUGGAGAACCUGAUGUACGAGAUGCUGGAUCAGCACGGGGUCGAGUUCGAGACGAAGGACGAGGUCUGCUCCUUCACCUUCGGGAACGGGCUUCGGAAGAGCUCCAUGGGGUCGGUCACUGGCAAGGUGUUCGUGGGCCCCAACCUGUACCCCGUGAGCCUCUCGGUGAUGUCGAAUCGGGUCCCCAUCCUGCUGGGCAUGGACAUCCUGACUGACGACCUGAAGGUAGUCGUGGACUGUGGGCGGAACUGGCUGGGCUUGCCGACUCUUGGGGAUGAGGUCUUCUACUGCGAGCGGCUCUCCAGCAAGCACCUGGCGAUCAACCUGUCGACGCCACAGUGGUGGCGAGAGGUUCCCUUACCCUUGACGCCAGCUCGCUCAACGGAGAAUCCGAUGGAGGCGGGCCUGGCCGUGCUGGGCGAGAAGCCGGAGGAGCCCGGCACGGGCGGCGCUGUUUCCAUUUCAUAUCCUACAUAUUCGAGCCACAGCGGCUCCAACUCCGUGGAUGUCAUGCAGCAAAUCUUCUUCGGCGCCCUCAUCGGGGCAGCCGCCGCCGCCGCCAGCGUCGCGGCCAGCGUGGGCAGUCCCUCGGUCAAGGGCCCCGCCAACGGAGGCGUCAUCAGCGCCAGCGAGCUCGACGGCUACCUCAACAGCGGCGCCACCUACGCCAACACCAGCACUGCCGAAGGCACCUCCCAUCAACAGUCCGUCAACUCCGACAUCGACUUACGACCCAGCGGGGAAGUGUUCAUGUUGUGGCGAGAGAGCGAGGACGAAGCGCGAUCGAAGUGUUCAUGCUGCGGGGCGCCCAAUCGGACCAAGCGGGGUUGCAGCUGCACGGGCGGGAAGAGCCAUCAGUGCCUCAAGAUGGUGGAGCCCGAGGACCCGCAGGCGGUGGAUAUCAGGAGCCAAGCCGCGGCUAUGCGCUGGAGGCGGCUCGCGACGAAGUUGGCCAAGACGGACCCCGAGGGCCCGUGGGAGUUCCUGCCCAACGAGAAGGACACGAUGCUGGACGAUUCCGAGCUGUCGGAGGUGAAGGAGAAGAUCGAUGAGGGGAUCUACCAGAACGUGGCGACGGACAUGCUCGAACUUACGAAGACGAAGCGCGUCGACUUGAUGGAGGUCUGCUGCCCCGAGACGUCAGCUCUCGGACAAGCCGUGCUCUCCCAAGGUGGCCUGGUCGUACGAUGUGGUUUGUUCAACGGCUACGACAUGGCAGCCGCAACUGGACUACGACGAGCUGCACAUCUCCUGCGUCGGACCAGGCCCAGACGUCUGGUACUCAGCCCGCCGUGCACCGCGGACUGCCCGAUUCAGAACCUCAACCAGAAGACCGAGGACCAGCGGAAGCAGCUCAUGAAUAAGAUACGUCAGGCCCGUCGCAUUCAGCGCAACUGCCUCUUGUUCUACGAAGAGGCCAAGAAUAUCCCAUAUUGCCACAUCGACCUGGAGCAGCCAUGGAACAGCCGCAGCUGGAAGCAGUCACCAUCUCUCAAGAAAUUGCGGUCUGAGAUGCACGAGACGAUCAUUCACGGGUGUGCCUAUGGACUCCGGGACGUGCGUUCUGGGCUACUGAUGAAGAAGGGCUGGCGCGUGUGCUCCACAGACUCGGAGUUCGCCGGGAAGCUGGGCCGUCACUGCUCUAACCGACCUGGACGUGCUGACAACCGCAACCAUCGUGCCAUCGAGGACGGUCCCGUGGUCGCGCAGACGGCCUACUACCCGCCAGCGCUGUGCAAGGCCUGGGCGAAGCACAUCCUGAAGAAGAACGACAGCGUGCAGUUCGGCAUGGAGAUCUCCACGAGUCUUGAGCAGAUCCCAGAGGAAGACGGCGCCGGGAUGCCAGACGCCGAGGACGACACAGAGGACAUCGAGAUGGAGGACGCCGCGACGACGCUCAAGGGCUUGGGCCUCGACAGCGACCUCUCGAGAAAGGAGGCGCUCGAGAUCGAACAACGGCUCUCUCGACUUCACCGUAACCUCGGACAUCCCAGCAACAGGACGCUCUACAAGAUCCUGAAGGCAUCAGGAGCACCGACCCAGGUCCUCAAGUUAGCCCUGGAGUUCAAGUGUCACGGCUGUCAUGUUGGGAAACUACCUAAGACUGUUCGAGUGGCCUCGGGAGUGGAGAUCUCUGGGGUGCUUGAAGUACUGGCAUCGGAUGGUCUCGAGUGGUUAUCUCCCGACCAGAGCUCACACUUCAUGACGCUGAACCUGGACGAAGGCUCUGGACUCAACAGUGUCACGUAUCACGGCAAGAAGGGCGACCGGAGCAGCAACCGCACAGCCAAGGAGGUGAUCAGCACUUGGGAGUCGUGGUGUACUCACUAUCGCCGACCUUCUCUCCUACGUCUGGACGCCGAAGGCUGCCGCUGCUCUCAAGCCGUGGCCAAGUGGACAUCGGACAACGGCAUCGAGAUGUGGAUCGCACCUGGUGAAGCUCACUGGCUGAUGGGCAAGGUCGGGAGAAGGAUCCAGCUGUUCAAGCGCCUGAUGACAAAGAUGGCCCACCACGAUCCAGAGUGCUCGGUCGACGAACUGGUGCCCUGGGCAGUCGGCGCCAUCAACUCCAUGGACAAGGUCGGGAACCACUCACCCUUCGAACACGUACUGGGAGUAUCGGGGAUGUCUGCCUCGAACAACCCGUUCGCGAUCAUCGACGACGACUCUGGGGAGACCCAGGAGCAGAGACGGCUCCUCGCACGCAAGAGCUACCUGGAGUGCGAAUAUGCUGAGCGGCGACGACAUGCUGAGAACGCCCGGAACCGUGUCUACCAGCUGUGGAACCCAGGGGACUUGGUCUACUUCUGGCGAGACGGCAAAGGACGUGAGAACCGACCUGGGAAGAAAAGAGGCUGGUACGGACCCGCUCGAAUACUUGUUCAAGAGAAGCGUCACGUGGACGGCAGGACCCGGGCGACAUCCGUGGUCUGGAUCUCACAUGGCAAUACGCUCAUUCGCUGUGCCCCCGAACAACUCCGAGCCGCAUCGGAAGCUGAGAAGAUGAUCAACGAGCUGCAGAAGCAAGCCAACCUUGGGAAGACGAUGACGGAGAUUCUGGAGACCGCCAAAUCGGGGACGUACGAGAAGCGGCAGAAGGGGAACGACACCAAUGAUGGCAUGGACCUCUACGUGGACCUGUACAAGGACAAGUUGGACAUCGUUCUCGGCAGCGACGAGCUCCAGACGGUCUACUUCGAGUACCUCUGCGAGGAGAACGGCAAGCAGGUCGCCAAGACGAUUGCGGUUCCGAACAUGGCCGAUAGCUUCUUGGCCAACCAGCGCCGCAAGGACAAAGUCGAGCUGACCUGGUCCAAGAUGAACGCCGAGGAACGGAAGGAGUUCGAGGUGGCCAUCGCGAAGGAGGUCGGCAACUGGCAACAACAUCAGGGACUGCGACCCGUGCCAGCCGAACGAUCACAGGAUGCUGCAGAUGUCAUUCGAGCACGCUGGCCCUUCACAAGAAAGUCGGACGGGAAGGCUAAGGCGCGGCUCGUCCUCCUCGGCUGCCAGACGAAGGACCUCGGGAAGGAGCCCGCUGCCAGUCCAACGGCCUCCCGGCGGGCUCGCAACAUCGUGCUGACCGUGGCCGCCGCGAACCACUGGAAGUUGAUCAAAGGCGACGUGACAUCGGCAUUUCUUCAGGCGAACCAGCUCGAGAAGGACCUCUUCAUUGAACCCGAUCCCGUGCUGCGACGCGCAUUCAACGUCAAGGAAGGCGAGGUGCUCAAGGUCAUGAAGCCAGGGUACGGCAUCGGCGAAGCUCCUCGUCACUGGUGGGCAACCGUACAGGUCGAUUUCGCAAAGUUGGGACUUCAAGCGUGCGAGCUGGAACCCUGUCUAUGGCAAGUUCGGUGUCCGAAGACUUCUCGUCUCAUUGGGUUGGCCAUGGCUCAUGUGGACGACUUCAUCCUGGCUGGUGACAACAGCCACAGUCUCUGGGCGAUCAUCGUCGAGCAGAUUCGCAAGCUCUACAAGCGGGGCACCUGGGAGGACAUGAGCGACGACUCCAUCAAGAGCCUCGAGCAGUGCGGUGUCACCAUCGAGGGGAACGACCAGGGCUUCUUUCUUCAUCAGCACGCCUACGCGGACAAGAUUCGAGAAGUUCAACCAGCUGAUGGAGGCCGCCACCGUUCGACGGACACCCUGCGCGAGAGCGACCAGACCAUCCUGCGGGCCUUCUGUGGAGAGGUCUACUGGUUGGGCGUGAACACCAUGCCCUUCGUGUUGUCGUGGGUGGCCGAGCUACAGUCCAAGAUCCCAGGCGGGACUCACAACUUGUUCAGCGCGGCUAAUAGCAUCGUGAAGAUGAUUAAGCAGCACCAGCACAUGGGCCUCCAGAUCUACAGGCACAACCUCGACGACCUUGCCGUGUUCACCUGGUGCGAUGCAGCCUGGGCCAGUCGGCCCGACGGUCAUUCUCAAGGAGGACAUCUGACGGCGAUCGCAACUACACAGGCCAUCGAGGGCGAGAAGGCGAAGUUCACAGUGCUCGACUGGGGCUCCAAGAAACUACGACGCGUGGCCCGUUCGAGUUUGGCUGCCGAAGUUCAAGAAGCUGGAGAUGCUGAAGGAGAACAAUGUAUGGUGCGGAUGGUCCUGUCGGAGCUGCUGUGCAACCGCUCGCCGACGCAGGAGCGGGCCACCCUCCUGAAGGCCAUCCCUGCGGUGCUCGUGACGGACUGCAAGGCGUUCUACGACGGCGUGGUGCGGUCCCAGUCGGCUGGACGGGGCCUGGAGGAGCGCCGGACCGCCAUCGAGGCGCUGGCACUUCGGAACGCGCUCGACGAGGGCAACACCGUGGUCAGGUGGGUCCACUCGCACGCGCAGAUCGCGGACGGGCUCACCAAGGGCAAUUGGCAGGCGUUCAGGGUGCUGAAGAUGUUCCUCGAGAAGCAGGAAUGGCGGCUGGUCUACGACGAGCAGUUCAUGAGCGCGCGGAAGCGCGCGGCGCUGGGCAAGGGCAUCUUCGAGCCGACGGCGCCCGGCGACGCCCAGUCGGCCAAAGAGGUCAUCGAGAAGCGAC
Messenger RNA from Prorocentrum cordatum, 5198 nucleotides. The record is from the annotation of a GenBank genome assembly. Lineage: Eukaryota; Dinophyceae; Prorocentrales; Prorocentraceae.